Molecule: messenger RNA, 3950 nt
Organism: Pantherophis guttatus
Lineage: Eukaryota; Metazoa; Chordata; Lepidosauria; Squamata; Colubridae
Gene: PICALM
Product: phosphatidylinositol binding clathrin assembly protein
Biological process (GO): synaptic vesicle budding from presynaptic endocytic zone membrane; clathrin-dependent endocytosis; clathrin coat assembly
Cellular component (GO): clathrin-coated pit; extrinsic component of presynaptic endocytic zone membrane; clathrin-coated vesicle
Molecular function (GO): 1-phosphatidylinositol binding; clathrin heavy chain binding; phosphatidylinositol-4,5-bisphosphate binding
Source: RefSeq, a predicted model, not a curated record
GGCCUUCUCCCUGGAUGACAAACCCCGGCCCUUCCGGAAGGCGGAGCUCGCAGCCGGGCGUCUAAAAGGGUUGGGUGGCGGCGUUAAGGCCGGUCGGCCGGGGCUGCCCGCCCUCCUUUUUUUUUCCUCCUCCUCCUCCUCCUCCUCCCUCUUUCCCAUCCCUGCUUCCCCGCCAAGGAGCAGCCGCGGCCGCGUUAAGGGAGCUUGGGCACCAUGUCGGGGCAGAGCCUGACCGAUCGCAUCACGGCGGCGCAGCACAGCGUGACGGGCUCGGCCGUCUCCAAGACCGUCUGCAAGGCCACCACGCACGAGGUGAUGGGCCCCAAGAAGAAGCACCUCGACUAUUUAAUACUCUGUACAAAUGACAUGAACGUAAACAUCCCACAGUUGGCAGACAGCCUAUUUGAAAGGACAACCAACAGUAGCUGGGUAGUAGUCUUCAAAUCUCUCAUCACAACUCACCAUCUUAUGGUUCAUGGAAACGAGCGUUUUACCCAGUACCUGGCGUCCAGAAACACAUUGUUUAACUUGAGCAAUUUCUUGGACAAAAGUGGAUUGCAAGGAUAUGAUAUGUCCACAUUUAUUAGGAGAUAUAGCAGAUAUUUGAAUGAGAAAGCAGUUUCCUACAGACAAGUAGCUUUUGACUUUACAAAAGUAAAAAGAGGAACUGAUGGAGUCAUGAGGACAAUGAAUACUGAAAAACUGAUAAAAACUGUACCAAUUAUUCAAAACCAGAUGGAUGCACUGCUUGAUUUCAACGUCAACAGCAAUGAACUCACAAAUGGUGUAAUUAAUGCAGCCUUUAUGCUCCUUUUCAAAGAUGCCAUUAGACUUUUUGCAGCAUAUAAUGAAGGAAUUAUUAAUUUGCUGGAAAAAUACUUCGACAUGAAAAAGAAUCAAUGCAAGGAAGCCCUUGACAUAUAUAAGAAGUUUCUGACUAGAAUGGCAAGAAUUUCUGAGUUUCUCAAAGUUGCGGAGCAAGUGGGGAUAGACAGAGGAGACAUACCAGAUCUUUCUCAGGCACCAAGUAGUCUUCUGGAUGCUUUAGAACAGCACCUGGGCUCUUUGGAAGGAAAGAAAAUCAAAGAUUCCACCGCUGCUAGCAGGGCCACUACGCUUUCCAAUGCUGUUUCUUCCCUCGCAAGCACUGGCCUCUCUCUCACCAAAGUCGAUGAAAGGGAAAAACAAGCUGCACUGGAGGAAGAACAGGCCCGUUUAAAAGCUUUAAAGGAACAGCGUCUAAAAGAACUUGCAAAGAAACCUCACCCGUCUUUAACCACAGCCUCAUCCCCUGUGUCUAAUGCUGCAGGAAGUAUAAUGACCACCCCAGCUAUCGAUAUUUUUUCCACACCCAGCUCUUCAAACAGUUCAUCAAAGCUGCCAAAUGACUUGCUUGAUUUACAGCCAGCUUUUCACCCAGGUGUGCAUCCGAUAUCCUCCGCACCACAAGUGGGAGGAACCUGGGGAGAUCCUUUCGCAUCCACUCCUGAUGCCGUCGACGAUGCCAUUUCAAACUUAAAUCCUUUCCUCACAAAAUCUAGCGAUCACCUUUCUGUCUCCUCUGAUGUUCAUCCUUCUUCUUUCACUUCUAGGACACCAACUCAUGAGAUGUUUGUUGAUUCUUUUUGUGGCCCACAAGCUUAUCCUAAUGCUUCCCAUUUCUGCAAUGAACCCUCAACUGUAGCUGGUCUAUUUGGAGGGUUUACACCAUCUUCUGUUGCCCCACCGCAGCCAUCAGCAGGCCUUAACGUUGACUUUGAGUCUGUGUUUGGAAACAAAAGUUCAAAUGCAUCAGUGGAUUCUGGUGGCUUUGAUGAAUUAGGUGGUCUCCUAAAACCAACAGUGGCUUUUCAGAACCAGAAUCUUCCAUCUUGCAAAGCACCCCCCAAUAAGUUAGUAUUAGAUGACUUGGAUUCAUCUCUAGCCAACCUUGUAGGCAAUUUGGGCAUUGGAAAUGGGACAGCGAAAAAUGAUGUAAACUGGACCCAGCCAGGAGAAAAGAAAUUAACAGGCGGUUCCAACUGGCAGCCCAAAAUUGCACCCACCACUGCUUGGAAUGCUCCAACCAUGAAUGGCAUGCAUUUUCCACAAUACGCACCCCCUGUGAUGGCUUAUCCUGCUACAACGCCAACAGGAAUGAUGGGAUACGGAAUGCCAUCCCAAAUGGGAGGAGUAAUGACGCAGCCAACUUUAAUAUACAGCCAACCUGUCAUGAGACCUGCAAAUCCUUUUGGUCCUAUAUCAGGAGGACAGCUGUCUGCCGCCUCCAGCCCAUCCACUCAGAGUCCACACAGACCUUCAGGAAAGGACCCCUUUGCAGAGGUCUCCCUGCAGGAUUUCUUGUAGGAUCCUUUAGAUCCAGUUUAUGUAAUCAUGCCAGACACGGAGCGGAGCAAGAAAAAAAAUCCCAGAAAGACACAUGUGCUCAAGUGACCAACCCUUUUUUUGCAGCUCAGUCCAAACGGAAGUCUCUCCAGCUCUCCAGUAGAACAGACUCAAAUCAUGCAAAGCCCACAACGAAAUUGCGGGUCUCUCGGCCAACCUAAGGAAAUCUCAGCACCCUGCAGCGUGGUAUAAAGCCAAGAAUUGCCACAAAUUUGGUGUGGGAUCUUUUUUCUAUUCCCCCCCCCCUUCCCGCGGUAACUUAACAUGUUAGUAACUCCCAUCCCCGAUUUUAUAACUGUUGAUUGGUAACCUAUGAAAGACGCUACCUAUUCUGCUAAUUGGUGUUCUGGAAAGUGCUCUUUGGAAUGAAGAGCUGGACACCUCGUUUUUUCCUUAAUUUCAGUGGCUUUUCUCUAGAGGAUCAAAUCCUAACUCUUUUUAUUCUACAGCCUCCUCUCUCCAUUCGUCACCAACCUUAGACUCCAUGCCGAAAAGUUUUAACUUAAAAAGGAGAACAAACCCCCCCCCAACCGAAUUAUAUAUUCCGUUCGCAUAGACAUUCCUUUAUGUAUUAUUGUUUUGUAUUUAUUUAUGAUUAUCCGUUUAAAAUAACAAAUGUAUCACAAAGCCUCCUCCUCUCUGGAGAAUCGAACGCCGAUGUAUACUAUGGGUCUCCCGUUAGAGUUCGUCUCCUUUUUAUUUUUUUUUUCCAUCCACCGGAACAAUUUCUAGACAAAUCUCAAUCCACACUCCUGCCAUGCGGAAUAUUGGGCACGUUCCAAGGUCUCGAAAAAUGCCCCUUGUGGAAUACCCUCCAGGAAUUAAGAGCGAUCGACAGACGAAGCUGCCAGUUCUGCUCAAGAUUGGGGGAAGGGGGGGGGGAACAACUGACUGGUGGGAGCAUGGUAUUUUUUCGACCAGGCGUCCUCCUCGGUGCUUUGAGAAAGCUUUUCCUUGCUUUGUGCUUGGCAUGCCAUUUAUCUUACACUUGACAUAACAGCCUUUUCCAAAUGAAUGUGAGGAAUUGCUUUCACUUUCAAAGACUUUCCUUCUCUGUAUAAAAGAAAAAACAAAACAAAAGCAACCAACUACGGACAGUUCUGGUGUAUUAUGUGAGGGGGGGGGGGCAGGAAAAAAAAAAAGACGACUUCUUUUCUGUGUUUGAAUCAUGUACCAAGAAAUAGAAUGAAAAUCUCAGAAGGGAAAGUAAGGUCUUUGCUAAUGGGCAACUCAACCAUGAAGUUCUCCAGGGGAAGCUCCAUCGAAUCUUGUUUCGGGAUGGCUUCCUGGUGCCCUGGAUUCUCAGCGCAUAGGAAUCCUUUUUUGUUCUUUGGUGAAUUUGAAAACAGCACUGUGGAUCGGUGCUAUAUGUAAAUACAUCCUAUCGGUUUAGGUGGCAUUUGGGGCCUUAAAAGGAGGAUAGUCUGGGGCAUGAAAGCAAUUCUGUACAUGAAUUAAGCAUAUUUGCUGCAUUGUCUCUGCAGAUUCUAUUUUUGUUUAAAAUGUUAUAAAAAUGUAUGUUAGCAAAAAAGGUGGAUUUUCAAAUAAAGUGCAGCUUCCACAAA